Pyrus x bretschneideri (Chinese white pear) is the source of this 942-nucleotide messenger RNA. RefSeq names its product ninja-family protein 6-like. The record is from RefSeq and is a predicted model, not a curated record. Lineage: Eukaryota; Viridiplantae; Streptophyta; Magnoliopsida; Rosales; Rosaceae. The transcript is spliced from 2 exons. Gene Ontology annotation, biological process: response to abscisic acid; negative regulation of DNA-templated transcription; signal transduction. Bases 1 to 942 code for a protein of 313 amino acids. Gene Ontology annotation, cellular component: nucleus.
AUGGCCACCGCAAACAGAGACAACGUUUCUCAACCUAAUAACGCCGCCAUGCAAAAAACCACCGGCGAUUCCCAGGUCCCAGACCUCAACCUGGAAUUCUCUUUCGGAGGGAUUUACCCCGAGAAUUCCAACCAAAACCCUCUGGCUCUGUCCUCAUCGGUGGCCACAAUCAUGAGGCCUCAGGAACCUCAAGCGGCGCCGCAUAGGGCGGUUUCUCCAGUUCGUUCCGUACAGCUGCCGAGGGCAAGCUCGCUUCCCACAGAAAAAGGUCUAAGGCGGGUGAUCAGGCCCAAGAACGUUCGAGCCUUGAGAAGGCUGGAAACCAAACAGAAGAUAGCUCAGCGGCAGAUGAGCCAGCAACCGGCUGCUUUGCCGGAGGUGGCCAGGGCUCCAGCAGCUCCAGUAGCAGCUCCAGUAGCUCCAGAAGCUCCUGAAGCUCCAGCAGCUCCAGCAGCUCCAGCAACUCCGGCAGCUCUGGCAGUAAUCCUGCCGGAACUCAAAGAGUGUGCUUCCAACUGUCCCGGGGCCUUGGAGACGGUACUCUAUCAUUACAAGGCGGAGGGGUACUUGACUCUGUCUCGUGCAGCAAACGGAGCACAAAGUGUUGAGACGUUACCUUCGCAAAGGAAUGUCACAGUACCAUUAAUGGCCACCUCUGCAACAGCGGCUACAACAAAAGAGGAUGGCCCUUCACAAAGCACACCGGAAAGCCCCUCAAAGGGGGUCAAACUUGAUUCUGGGGACGAUAUGGUUUCAUUGAGAACCACCGGAGUGGGAGGAAGACAAAUCAAGGGGAUCCUUUACGCUAGGGAUGGUGAGGUUAACAUCCUGUGUGUUUGCCACGGACUUUUCCACUCGCCGGCACAAUUUGUGAAGCACGCCGGUGGAGAGGAAGUAGAAAAUCCCUUGCGGCACAUAAUUGUCUGCCCUUCCUCAGAUUAG